Physella acuta is the source of this 10359-nucleotide messenger RNA. RefSeq names its product E3 ubiquitin-protein ligase UBR5. Lineage: Eukaryota; Metazoa; Mollusca; Gastropoda; Physidae. Gene Ontology annotation, molecular function: ubiquitin binding; ubiquitin-ubiquitin ligase activity; zinc ion binding. The record is from RefSeq and is a predicted model, not a curated record. Gene Ontology annotation, biological process: positive regulation of canonical Wnt signaling pathway; protein polyubiquitination. Gene Ontology annotation, cellular component: cytoplasm; nucleus.
UCAAGCACUAUGGCGUAAAAGGCCGUCAUUUUGUUGGAUUGAUUCUCUUACUUCAUCGUAAAACCAAGAUAUUUUAAUAAUUUUGAUGUUUUUAAAACUGGAUAUUAAAUAUAAUGACAUCUCUACACUUUACUGUUCUGCCUCUUCCUGGAAAUGACGAUCAGCUAAUCGAAAAAUUACGUGAAGUUUCAGAGCGGUUUAGCCGCCAUGGAUUCUCUGCUCCUUCAGCAUUGAGUAGCUUGAGGAACAUUAACAUUUCACAGUGUGCUGUUGGUCCUAGUCACAUAGCCUUACUCAGAGAGGAUGGCAGAGUAUGUCGAGUUCCAUACCAUGUUGCUACAGAUAAACUGGAUCUUAUCAAGACUGAUAAUAAACCUCCUCCCUUUGUUAGAAAACCAAGCAAGUUGGAGAAGCUGGACCGUAACUCCACUGCUCGUAGUGGAACUGUUGUUAUGGAAAGUCCAAUAGUGCUUGUGUCUGAUGCUUUGGGUACUGCAGCUGCUCAGUCCUCUGCCACAGGGCGCUGGUCAACAGUGACCUCUAACCCAGCUUCUGUUUCCCGUGGUGGACCAGCUGCUAGUGGCAGUGUCGCUGGCAGCACAGGUAGUGCCAGUGGUGGUGCUAAUAACAACCAGCCUACAGGCUUCAGCAGGGCUGUGCAAAGGGCCGUCCAUGUCAGCAGGGGAGGUCGGAGGUCAAAUGUUAUUGUUGGUGGACGACCCCUGGUUCCUGCCUCUGUUGUACCAGAGGAUCUGAUUAGCCAGUGUCAAGUCGUAUUACAGGGCAAAUCUAGAAAUCUCAUUAUCAGAGAAUUACAAAGAACGAAUCUGGAUGUGAACAUGGCAGUAAAUAAUUUAUUGAGUCGAGAUGAUGAAGGAGAGGGUGAUGAUGAUGACAGUCAAGACUCGUAUGUACCAGAUGAUCUGAUCUCACUCUUGGACACAGGUGUUCACGGAGAACAUCCCUCUGUCAUCAUAGAUGCUGAUGCAAUGUUUAAUGAGGAUGUCUUUGGUUACUCAACACUAAGAAGCCGGGGAUCAGGGACUAGAUCUAGACUAGGAGACAGAGAAAGAGACUUGGACAGGGACAGAGAUUCUAUUUUCCGCAUCCGAGAUCAUCGCAGGAGACUUGAGUCAUCAUUCAGAGAUGAAACACUGAAAUCUCUAGAGCGAGACAAACCUGACACUCCUGGCUCUGACGGAGUUAAAAAAGGAACCUCUCCAGCACAGAACCCAGUAGUGAUAGGGGAGGAGUUGCAGUAUUGGCCAGAUAAAGAGAGUGAACCCCUACUUUUCAAGCACAUUGAAGCCAUGUUUUCAGAUCUAGUUGCUGUAGGCAGGGAUGGUCGGCUGUACAGCUGGAGGUGGUCAGACCCAGAACCAUACAAAAACACGGAGAACCCCAAUAUUCGCCAUCCUAAAGCAGCAACAUUAGGGCUUGUGCAAGAAAAAAUUACACUGCUGUCAGCUUGUGGAGUGCGAGCAUCUGUAUUGACAGAAUCUGGAAAAAUAGCCUCCUGGCUUGAUGAAUCCCUGAAUUCUGUGUCAGCUAAGUUGGAGCAUUCAGCACAACAGUUCUCUGAAUUUCAGUCAGAUGGAGUGGUUUCCCUUCACACAUGCAACCUGUACACCUGUGCAAGGCUAGUCAGUGGGGCUCUCUAUUGGUGGGGUGUGAUGCCAUUUGCACAAAGAAAAAAACUGGUUGAGCGCUCUAGCAAGAAAAAGAAAGCCAAGGAAACCUCCACAGCUUCAGAAAUAGUUGCAGGUGCAACAGUUUGUUUGCGCAGUGCUCCUCUGUAUAAUGCUGGCACAAUAGCAUUUGCUGAAAUCAAUGGCGUACCAAAAGUUGGUCAGCUGCUGGAGUCAGCUUGGGUACUGGGUGAUGCCUGUAGGUUCAGAAUAAGACAACCUGGAGCAGACCUAAAAGCUGAGAGCAGUAAAACAGAAGCAGCUAGGAGCAGUGAGAUCAAGACAGACAUGCCACCACCAUCACCAGCCUCCUCUGUUUGCAGUGACCACAGCAGCGCCUCCAUUUCAUUGAAACGUAAAAAGGGCCCAGUCACACCAGUUAAGGAUGAUGAGAAGGAGGAGAGAUGGCUGCUGAAGCAUGUUGUUUUUGUUGAAGAUGUCAAGACUGUACAGCUGGGCAAGGUGCUAAAGGUGGACGGUGCUUGUGCUGCUGUUCGCUUCAACAGGGAAACUGAUGUUGCUGGAUCUAGCAAGGAUGACGUCUCCUCUCUGUUACAGGACUGCAGGUUGUUGAGGAAAGAUGAGCUGCAGGUGGUUAAAACAGCAGCUGGUCCUAGAAAUCCAGACUGCUUCCAAAAGUCCCCAAAGAAAGUGGUUAUAGCUGAGCAUGGCCAGAUUGAGGCUGUCACUGUGGAUGCUGAAGGCAUCCAUAUCAUCUCAAGGAGUGGAUCUCGUCUGUAUUAUUCUUACCACAACCUGAGCACUGGCAAAAUGGACCACAACUGUCUGUUUCCAACUAGUGCUGAUGCUUUCUUAGGGACCAAAGCCAGUGAUGUUUGUCUUCAAACUUGUGGCAUACCACCACCUCAAGCCUCUCUAGUCCUAUGUGAUGGCAAUGGUGCCAUCUAUCCAUUGGCCAAAGACUGCAAUGAAAAUAUCAGGGACCCCAUAUGGCUGGACCUGCCCCCUGUCACUUCAGUGGCCAUUAAAGUACAGAAACUUCCUAGCCUGGCUGCAGUAGGCAAGGAAUCUGCUCUCAUCAUGGCAUUCACUGUCAAGCAUCAGUCUCUGAUUCCACAUAUUAUAAGAGCAGACUUGAACAAGGUCAAGGCUGUUGUAGCCAGCUUAGAGGAAGAAUCAAAAGAAGGCAGCACUUGUCCAAAGUUUGGAGAAGUUUUAAAGGAACAUUGUGAUGGCAACAGAAAUAUUUUACAUAUGUGUGUUGCCUCCUGUAUACCACAGUCUAACAAAGAAUGUGAUAAUGAGCCCCAGUUAGGUGCCAAUUCCUUUAGCUGCACAUUAGAUGCUGUCACUAGUGCUGUGGAUGCUAUAGCCUCACUUCAGUCUAGGUCAUCAGAUGCCUCAGCUAGUAGAAACAUGAGUGUGAGAGAGCUGAUCAGACGCGCCUCCAAUGCAGCAAGGGGAGUCAGUGGGUUGGAAUCCAGAGAUUUGGACAGGGAGGAGUCAGGACUUACAAUGCAAUGGUCUGACCCUCCGCCAAGCUAUGACUCAACUCCUUCCUUACUGUCCACAGCUGAGUGGUCAUCUCGGCAGUCCAACACCCCAGCCUCAAGCAGUAUAGGUGGGUUGGUGGGGGGACCCUCAGGCCUGUCAGGGUCAGAGUUCAGCAAUGUGCUAGUGGCACCGGUCAAGAUGGAGGACAAGGAGAGACGGGCCACUGCCCUACAAGUGCUGGACUUUAUCCUGGAGUCUCCAAUCUUCCAGCCGUAUUUGUUUGAACUGCUCAGCUCCAAGAAUGCUGAGGGAUGCACACCAUUUAUGCAAGCAGUUUGUACCAGGGCCUACCCAGCAGCUCUGUCACUGCUGGAGGCUGCCAUCAAAGUCAGGAACUCUAACCUGGGUCAGACUGAAGAUGGGAGCUCAGAGACCAGAAAAACUGAGGUCCUGAUGAACAUGAUCUACCCACCUGGCUCUAGCCUAGACAACUCACCCAUGCAUGUGCUCUGUGCUAAUGACACUUGCAGCUUUACCUGGACUGGGGCUUAUCAUAUCAACCAGGACAUCUUUGAGUGUAAAACUUGUGGCUUGACUGGGACCCUGUGCUGCUGUACUGAGUGCGCUCGUGUGUGCCAUAAGGGCCAUGACUGCAAGCUGAAGAAGACCUCGCCCACUGCCUACUGUGACUGCUGGGAGAAGUGCAAGUGUAAGGCUCUAGUGGCCGGCGUCCAGGCCUCCAGGAUCAACCUCCUGAACCGCCUGCUCAUGCACACAGACUUGGUUUCCGCCCCCAACUCCAGGGGAGAGAACAUUCUCUUGUUUCUGGUGCAGACGGUGGGCAGACAGUUGGUGGAGCAGAGGCAGUUCCAACCCAGCAGGAUCAGGAUCACUGCCAGCAGGAAGACUCAGGUGGCAGAUAUAGAUGUAGAAGUCCCAGAGCAUGACCUUGAGCCACCCAGAUUUAGCAGACGGGCCCUGGAAAGGAUCUUGAAUGACUGGGCAGCUGUGAAGGCCAUGCUGAUCUCAGGAUUGAAGCAGCCAGCAACUGGACAACACUGUCCAUCUAACAGGGGCCCUGAUGUUGUGUAUGAGGAACAGAUCUACCUGGAGAGCCAGAGUGGCACAGCUCGUUUGGACAAGUUCACUCACUGUCUCCUGGUCAAGUGCAACAACGAGAUGUUGGACACCCUCCUUACAACUCUGAUCAGAGAAAUGCAGUGUGAGGGGAUGCCAGCCAGGCGUGAUGAGGCCAGACAGGUCAGCCGCAGAUUUGUUCGCUCUGUGGCCAGAGUCUUUGUGGUCUUAAACAUUGGAAUGUUACCUGCCUCCAGCAAGAAAAGAAACCUCCACUCACCUCCCUGCCAGCCACUGAUGAAAUGUAAGCGUGUGUUCCAAGCCCUGAUCACCAUUGCUAUAGAAGAGCUGUGUCAGAUGGCUGAUGCUCUGAUUGUCCCAGUGAGGAUGGGCGUGGCCAGACCCACUGCUCCAUUUGCCCUUGUCAGCAUCAACUCUGAUGCUGUUCAGGGAAGUGAAGAGUUGUUUGUUAUGGAUCCCCUACCCCCAAGACCAUCAUCAGCUGACACAAUAACCCAACGUAUGCCUGUUGUAAAUCAUCGGUCCCUGCGACACAGAUCACAGGCAACAUCCCGACAGCCUGCUGAUGAUGAGCGCAUGCCUGUUGAUAUUGAAGAGGUGGAGGUGGUAGAGAGUAUGCAGGUGGAAGAUGAACACAGUGACAGGGAGGACAGGGAUGACCGCCAGUCUGAGCACUCUGACCAUGACCUAGAUCAUGACCCAGAGCAGCCGCCACCAGAUCCUGAAGAUGGUCCUGCUGAGAGUGACAUGAGUCUGGUGAUGUUGACUGAAGAAUCUGACAGUGAUAGUGAAAGUAGCCACAGCAACCAAGACAACGUCAGUGUGCAGAGGUCAGCUGUAACCAUGGCAACAGCUGGAUCAGAUGCAGGCCUGGGUAGUCUGGCUCACUUUUCUGAAGACUCAGGAGACUCAUCCAACCAAGAAGACGACUACGAAAGUGAGGCAGGAGAAAGUGAGGAGAGGGACACGGAUGAGUUUAUCUACAUGGAUGAACAGCUUGAGAGGCCAACCACGGCUGGCCCAGGAGCACAAGGCCAGAGAACCUUGCAGGCUCCCCAGGCCAUGCAAUGGGCCAUCAGACAGAGGGACCUGGUGACUACAACCUCGGCCUCCAGACCUCCCACAACCACCACCACCACCAGCACUGCAGGUGGCAACAGUCUAAUCUACAUUGAUCCAACUACACUUAGACGAUCUGUUCCUGUGGCACCACCCACUGUUACAAACCAAGACAGCCCAGUAACUAUGGCAACCACUGCCAGCCAGCUGGCCAGGGCAUUCAGCAUCAUGAUAAGACAGAUCACAGACUUGCUGAAUGUGAUGCCGUACUACCACGCAUUGACCCCCAGCCUGCCCAGAGUACUAGAGGUGUCCCCGCAGGAGGAACACAACUUACAGGUUUACCUUGAACAACACCUGCGGCCUACCUGGCAGUGGCUUGUGGCAGUCAUGGACUCAACAGAGGCACAGCUGCGAUUUGGUUCAGCCCUCAGCAACAACAGCGACCCCUCUUGCCCACAGCAUCCCUUACAUGCAAGUUACACAAGGUCACAGAGAGAGCGUGCAGCGCCACCUAGAGAAGAAACCAGAACUCUACCAGUCAUAGAUCACAACAGGAGACGUUUGAGAUUUGGCACCAUUGCAACAAGCACUGAUGGUAAUUCAGCUCGUAGAGAUUUUCUCAGUUACGCUCUUUCCCUGAUGCGUAGCCACCAUGAUGAGCACUCGGACUCCUUGCCUGUAAUGGACAUCACAGCCCUCAAGCACAUUGCCUAUGUGUUUGAUGCACUCAUCUACUACAUGAGGACAGCUCCAGACUCAGAUGUUGAGGCUUUGAGGGAUGGUGUGUCUGUCACAUCAUGGCAAGAUGGGGAGGAAGGGGAAGAGGAGCAUGAUGAAGAACUGCCUGGCGCCUCCUCUUCUUCUGGCCUCAACAUGGAGUCUGAAAGUUUAGAUGGGGACAGUGAUAGUGCCACCAGAUUAGGGCGGCGACACCCCUUUUUCCAGAGGUCAGAUUCAACCAUUUUUAUGGGGUGCCCGCCACCAGAUCCCUUUCACACUCCUCUUGUUGAAGCCUUGCCUCUUGCUGAUCAGCCGCACUUGCUGCAACCUAAUGCACGCAGGGAGGAUUAUUUUGGUAUUGCCAAAUCAACUGUUGCUAAAACAGCUGAGGGAUCAUCACUAGCCAUUGGUCAGCAGCUACCUUUAAGUCUUGCCCUGUCUAUCAGACCAGAUGAUGAAAGGAUUCAGCUAGCUCAGACAAUAAGAAAUGCCGCUUUCCAACCUAUUUCAGCGGCACCGGUCAGCUCGACCAGCAGUACUGGCCGCACAAGUUUGGCCACCAGCACAAAUCUGGUCUCAUCUCGGAUCAGCACAGGUGACCUGCGGUCAUCAGACCUGUUUCCCCAGAGUGUUGCUGUCAACCUGUCAUUGUCAGGGCCCAGCGCCAGCUUCAGCCAUGAGGCAGUAGACAGCGCAGUGGGGAUCCCCAUUGAGCCAGCACCACCUUCAUUCCAGUCAGCAUUUAUCUCUGCUUUAAUUCCAGAGCCAUCCAGCGGAGUCAUCGUAGGAACCUCAUCUCCAGCUUCCAGCUUUAGCCUGGCACAUCCCCCUCUCAUACCCUCAACUCCAUCAACACCAGGUCAGCUUGCUCGAGCUAACUUGUCAGCUUUUUCAGAAAUAGCCACAAGCCGCGAAAGGAUGUCCACAGCAGUGACCGCAAGCAUCAACAGCACUCCACUGGUCAGUUCCCUGCCCUCCUACCAGCUCCACCUUCACCAGGCAACAGCCUCCAUGCCAGAUGUCCCCCAGACCAGCGUCAUCGUACACACAGCAUCCACCCCCUCCUCCUCGCUAGCCACCACGCCAACUGCCCUGGUGGCCACCACUACAGCAUCAAGUCAGCCCAGCCUGCUGACCCCCUCCACCAACCUGGUGACACUACCUGCCAGCUCUGCCACUGGGAGCAGACCACUGGUCAGUGAAGAGAAUGAGGACAAUCAUCCACCUAUCAGGCCUAAAAUACAUUUUGCAUUCCUGGCAUGGUCUCAGAACCAAGCGGCAUCUGCGGCAAGUUCUACUUCAUCACAAGCAGCCACCAGCAGUCCAGCCAGUCAACACCCCCCUCAUGAGCCUGUGGUCACACAGGCCACCACAGAACAACCCAUGGAGAGUGUGGACUCCCAGACUACACCAGCCCACCCCGUCUCAUUGGUGGCUGUCGUACCAACACCUGCACAUUCUUCAGCUCUGCCAGCCAUUGUAACAGAUAGCUCAGCUGGGCUAGAAAGUGCACCCAUUGACUUGGUGGGGGCUAAUGAAAAUGUGUCCAACACAGUGGACAUAGAAACCAGUGACCAGUCAGCUCACCAAGUCCCACCCCCACCUCCUGCACCUCCAGUCAUCCUCCCCCCUCCUCCCAUGUCCAUGUCAGCUGUCAGACACCAAGGUUCUGUCGGCCAGAUAGUCUCACAUGAUAUUUUACUGGGCCGCUGGCGACUAUCUCUGGACCUGUUUGGCCGUGUCUUCUGUGAUGAUGUGGGGGCAGAGCCAGGCUCUGUGUUAACAGAGCUGGGAGGGUUUCCUGUUAAAGAGAGCAAGUUCCGCAGGGAAAUGGAAAAAUUGAGGAACUCACAACAAAGGGAUUUGACUCUAGAGGUGGAAAGAGAUCGCAAUGCAUUGCUGAGCCAGACCUUGAAACAGCUCAACACCUACUUCAACAGGCGCAACAACUCAUCAGGUCCACCAAUGUGUGUUCAUAGAGUCAAAGUGACAUUCAAGGAUGAGCCAGGGGAGGGCAGUGGUGUAGCACGGAGUUUUUACACUGCUAUAGCUCAUGCUGCCUUAUCCCAAGAAAAACUGCCAUCACUGGACUCAAUACUUGUGGGAGGGAAAAGUCUUCAGUACACCAAGUCAUUAGUUUCUCCCCCCUACACACCCCACUCUCCAGAUCUGAUCAACCGCCUGAGGUCACGUGACCGUGAGAGACAGAGGAGCACCAUCAGACAGCGGAGUCGAGACAGGGAGAUGCGGAGAACCUUGUCAUAUGACGCCCCACCAUUCUACAUGCCAACAGAUGCCCCUCCAGGGAGCUCCACCAGUGGGGUGCCCAGCACUGAGAACCCUGACAGUGGGACAGAGGCCAUCUCACAGUACAGGCGACAGCUGGGGGAGAGGCUUUACCCCAAAGUUCGUGCUCUCAGACCAGCCUUGGCUGCAAAGAUAACUGGCAUGCUUCUGGAGCUGUCACCUCCACAACUGGUCUUGUUGCUGGCAUCAGAUGAGAGCUUGAGACAAAGGGUGGAUGAAGCUGUGGAGAUUAUCUCCUCACAUGCUAGAGAAAUGAGCACAGACAGUUUCCUUGACCUUGACAUCUUCAACCUGUCUGAGAAAUCCAAGACGCCCCCAUCAGCCUCCUCAGUGAGUGGGACUAGAGGAGAGGGCCUCAGCUGUGACCUGCUGAUGGAAGAGGACAUUGAGGACAACGCUCCAUUGUUCUGGCAACCUGGCAAGCGAGGAUACUACUCCCCCAGAAUAGGAAAAGCUUCACCUGAAAGGCUAAAUGCUUUUAGAAAUAUUGGAAGAAUAAUCGGGCUUUGUUUGCUUCAAAAUGAGAUCUGUCCAAUGUUCUUCAACCGUCAUGUUUUGAAAUGUAUUCUUGGACGUCGUAUUGGCUGGCAUGAUCUGGCAUUCUUUGACCCUGUGAUGUAUGAAUCAUUACGAUCAUUAGUGGAGGAUGCAGAGACUAAAGAUGCCCAGCUUAUUUUCACUGCUUUAGAUCUGAACUUUUGCGUGGAACUUGGCACUGAGGAGGGUGGAGAGCCAGUGGAGUUGAUCCCUGAUGGAGCUGAGGUGGAGGUCUCAGCCCAGAAUGUCCACAACUACGUGAGGAAAUAUGCUGAGCAUCGCAUGGUGGUUGUUGCUGAAAAGGCUUUGCGGAACCUGCGCCUUGGUGUGUUUGAUGUCAUCCCUUCCAACUCUCUGGAUGGUCUGACAGCUGAGGAUCUCAGGCUGCUACUCAAUGGUGUGGGAGACAUCAAUGUUCAAACCCUCAUCAGCUACACCUCCUUCAAUGAUGAGUGUGGUGAAAACUCUGAGAGGGUCCAGAGAUUCAAGCGCUGGUUCUGGGCUGUUGUGGAGAAGAUGAACAAUUAUGAGAGACAAGAUUUGGUGUACUUCUGGACAUCCAGCCCAGCUCUGCCAGCAAGUGAAGAAGGCUUCCAGCCAAUGCCCAGUAUUACCAUACGUCCAGCAGAUGACGAGCACCUACCCACAGCCAACACCUGCAUCUCCCGGCUCUACAUCCCACUCUACUCAACCAAAGCUUUGCUGAAAACUAAACUCCUUCUGGCCAUCAAAACCAAGGCUUUUGGCUUUGUCUGAUGUGGAUGCUGGGGGGGAAAAGGUUCUGGGUGUUGUCAGCAAGAGUUGGGAGAUUUGUCUUGCAGCUUUCUCAAGGCCAUGUCCUACAAACAAGCUGGGGUUUUCUUACCUGCCACAAUUGUCAAGUUUUUUUUUUUUUAAACAACCUCAGUCAAUGCUGAUCUAAUCAAGGAUCCUAAUUUAAUUGAUGAAUAUUUGUAGAAAGUUUCUCCCCACUGAGUGAUGGUUUAGCUGGGGUGUUAGAUCAAACGUCAGGGCACAGUUUUUUCUCUCACUCUAAUCUCAUUGAGGGCAUUCUUUCACUUGACCAAUCCUUGCCUAACCUCAUGGCUAGGCUCAAGUUCAAGGGUCAAUUCUCAACUUUAACCUUUGGCACAUAUGCAAUUUUUGUGAGUGGUAAAUUGUGUGGUAGGAUUAAUUAAAUCAUGGGUGUAUGUUUUUAAAUGUGUGAGAAAUGUGACCAAAAUGACUUGGUAUUUGACUGGUGUAAGAAAUGUGAACAAAAUGACUUGCUAUGUGACUGUUGUAAGAAAUGUGACCAAAUUGACUUGGUAUUUGACAGUUGUGUCGACAUCAUUUUGUAGAGCUGAUGUUUUGUGAAUAUCUUGUCUCCAUUAGGUUAUUUUUUAAAAUUCUAUUUUAUGUGUUAAGUAAGAGUAUUAAAUACAUUCUAUGAGUUUGUGUGUUAUGUAAGGAAAGUUGGAGCAUUAAAUAAAUUCUACAUCUAUUCCUUCUA